CGGAUGCAUGUAAUUCCGGCCGUCCUUGAUACCUAGUUACUAUUCCUAGGUAGGAGAUGUUAGCGAGCCCAAAGCGGAAAGCGGUUGGCUUGGCCGCCAAGAGUUGCAAAAUAAUACACACAAGCGAAGCGACAUCAACAACGACGAAGAGUCUAAGCCAGUCGAGAUAUUCAACUGCGAGCCUUCAAUUCCUUCCACACCGUUCCUCUCGACUCGACUCGCCUCCAGCCUACAUCAUGUCGUACGCAGGCAGACCUAAUUUGUCGGACGAUGUCGUCUGGGAGAUUGCCCGCACCCAGAACUCGUUCAUGGUGAAGCGUGCCGGCGUCCAAUUCUCCCGCGACCCUCUUAACUUGGUCAACAAGCACUCGCGAAAGUAUGCCGGGUUCGCGAACUCCAAGGCCAUUGGAAUCAAUGCCACUGAGAGUGGAAACAUCGCCGUGACCACCAAGAAGCCCGCCAUGGGCCACAGACCGGCCUCCAGCACCGUCACCAACACCUACAGCUCCACUGCUACCAGCCGAAAGAUCUACAAGGGCGUCGCCAACACCGCCGCCAAGAGCGGGUACCGUCCCGAUCUCCGCGCUGAGGCCGUCAGCCGUGUCAGCGCGAUCAGAAAGUCGCAACGGCCCAAGAAGGAGGCUCCCGUGAAGAAGGCCAGAGGAGCCAAGGCCCGGAAGGCUGCUGAGGAGUCGUCUUAGGGGGUUUAUUUCUUUGGUUUGAAAGGGAUCGCUUGAUGGGAGUUUAUUUUGCUUUAGGUGGGUGAAUUUGACUGGAAUAUCGAUUUGAUUUGGGGCAACGGGGUUAAUUAAUGGAAACCUGAAACCUCAACUCUUACGGAAAAUCCCCCGUGGGGAGUGGGAGAGGGAGAGGGAGGGCUAUCUGGGAGCCGAGAGUUCCAUUUGGUUGAAAGGGUUUCAUGAGACAAUUCCUUUCUAAUUUAAACCACAAAAAAAUUAUAAAUCCAAAGCCUUUAAAUCGAAAUUCCAAGUCCAUGUUUACUCAUAGCUCCUUUCGUUAUAUUCAAAUGAACAUGAUUGUGUCCGCUACUCACUCUUAACUUAUUUACCACCUUCACUCCAACGUCCCAUCCCCUAUAUCUAUAGCGACAGCAGUCUAGGAACAAUAAAUUAUCUAACCAGUCCCAUUAAAAGGGUAUUGGCCGAAAAUGAUGUCACGCUAGCCAUCAGGGUAUCAUUUGCUCCGCAACAUUCCGGGCAUUUUCGAGGGUCAAUUAUAAUUUUACUAAUCGAAUAAAUCAGCCAUCUUGAAAAUUGGUUGGACGACAAGAGAGGGAGGGAGAGCCCCAGAAAAUUAUCUGCUGGAGUAUGUAUGGCAUUUGUCGCUCAAAUGAGCAAGGUAGCUUAGAUAUAUUGGGAAAUGUAUUCAAGUACAAGUACU
Messenger RNA from Blastomyces dermatitidis ER-3, 1401 nucleotides. Its product is annotated as 50S ribosomal protein L28e. The transcript has 5 exons. Gene Ontology annotation, molecular function: structural constituent of ribosome. Lineage: Eukaryota; Fungi; Ascomycota; Eurotiomycetes; Onygenales; Ajellomycetaceae. Gene Ontology annotation, cellular component: ribosome; cytosolic large ribosomal subunit. The record is from RefSeq and is a predicted model, not a curated record. Bases 57 to 701 code for a protein of 214 amino acids. Gene Ontology annotation, biological process: translation.